ACUACGGGGAGAGUGGAAUGCAGGCAUUUCGUGCCCUAGCUGAAGAACGAGGAAUAUGCAUUGCAGCAUCAGCGAGUAUCUCCAGUGGAUCUAAACCUUCUGAAUUUGAUAAGAUCGUUGAUACCUUGGAUAAAGCACCUACAGCUCAUGUUGUAGUAUGUUUCUGUGAGGGGAUCACUGUUACUAAACUUUUAAAGGCCACACGAAGGAAAGAUAAGAUUGGCAAAUAUCUCGUUAUAGGAAGUGACGGAUGGGCAAAUCGUAAGGAAGUUGUACGGAAUGUCGAGGAAGAAGCAAUAGGAGCUAUCUCCAUCAAACCUCACACCGAACACUACCAUGACUUCGAUUCAUAUUACUUUAAUCUACGUCCUGAAAACAAUACUAGGAAUCCAUGGUUUCGUGGAUUCUGGCAGGAGAGAUUCAACUGUCUCUUACCACCAUCAGAUAUAGAUCCACCCCUAUCAACGUUCCAUCUAGAUUCACCAUCCAACUGUACAGGUGAGGAGAGUCUUGAGGAUGGUUAUAACCAGGAUACCAAGAUGAGUUUCGUAGUUAAUGCUAUCUACACAGUAGCCUAUGGAUUACAUAAUCUACAGCAGAGAAUCUGUGGUGUUGGUACGGUUGGUUUAUGUCCUGAUAUGCAGCCGAUAGAUGGUCGUGAAUUACUUGAUGCUUUAUUCAAUGUUUCAUUCGUUGGUAUGUCAGGAGAUCAUAUCAAGUUUGAUGAAGAUGGAGACCCACCUGGGAAGUACGAUAUCUAUAAUUUCCAGCGAUCAUCAGACGGCAGGUCGUAUAAUUACGUCACAGUAGGAGCUUGGGAAGAUGGCAUUCUUACUUUGAAUGAUUCUAUCAUGAUGUGGAAUAAUGGAUCAGAUAUUACUACUAGGUCAUUCUGUAGUCAGCCAUGCCCUCCUCAUCAUGCAAAGAACAUUCGUGAUAAUGUCAAGUGUUGUUGGGCCUGUGUACCUUGCAAGGAUAAUGAAUACAUGCUCGAUGAGUAUACAUGUAAGUCAUGUGAUAGAGGAUGGUGGCCAAACUCACAACUGAACGAUUGUUACGAGAUCGAGGCUGAGUACAUGAAAUGGCAUGAGGUUCAAGCCAUAGCUGCCAUGUGCUUCUCCUGCGUGGGAAUCCUCAUGACUAUCUUUGUAACAGUCACCUUCAUACGCCAUAACGAUACCGCACUCGUCAAGGCAUCUAGUCGAGAGAACAGCUAUAUCCUCCUGUCUGGUAUUUACUUGUGCUUCCUUGUGACUUUCCCCUACAUCGCGAAACCAUCGACAGUCGUCUGCUACUUCAGACGUAUUGGGUUGGGAUUAAGCUUCUGCAUCUGCUACGCGGGACUCGUCGUCCGGACCAACCGUAUGGCUCGAAUCCUAGCAGGCAGCAAGAAGAAGAUCUUGACGCGGAAGCCUCGCUUUCUUGGAAGCACGGCGCAGGUCGUGAUGACAUUUGGCGUCAUCAGCUUCGAGAUCGGCAUCAUUGUGGCAACCUUGGUUCUGGAAAGACCUGCAGCUAUCCUGGACUAUCCAGACUUACGUCGAGUCCGUCUCAUCUGUAACACCACUACAUUCGGGUUCGCAGCACCAUUAGGUUAUGACGCGCUGCUCAUUUCACUUUGCACACUAUAUGCCUUUAAAACCAGGAACCUACCAGAGAAUUUCAAUGAAGCAAAAUACAUCGCAUUUACCAUGUACACUACGUGUAUAGUGUGGUUAGCCUUUAUUCCUCUCUACUUUGGAAGUGAUUUGAAAGAGAUCGUAGUUUGUUUUGCAGUCAGUCUCAGUGCGACUGUAACCCUAGGAUGUUUGUUCUUUCCUAAGACAUAUAUUAUCCUUUUGAAACCUGAGAGAAACCGACGUAGUUCAAUGACGACAUCUAACCUUGUUCGUAUGCAUGUUGGGAGCUUCAGUGAAUUAGCUCCGUGCCGAAGUAACAGCAGUAGCAAUGGCACUAUGGACGGAUGCAACGAAAAGCUCCUGGGAGGCGAGAGAAACGCUGUUGGAGUGAGGGGAAACCGCAAGAAGAAUAGCCCUUUGUCUGGUUCGUCUCAUCGAGACAAAUCGCGGGAGAGAAACCGGGACAGGUCUCCUGGGAUUUUCUCUGCACUUCGGAGAAGAAAGAGACCAAACAAUACCAAACACAUGAAGGCUGUACAAAGGGAUAGACUGCUUUCAAAACGAAAACAACCUCUUUAUCGAUAUGGGAAUUCAACCAACGUGACGCCAUCCUCUCACCAGCACCCGUCACCCGUUGAAGAAGGUGAUAGUAGUAUGGAGAAAGCAUUAGAAGAGAGAUUAAGUAGGGCUGAGGAGGCUAGUCGAGCCAUGGGGUGCUUGAAACCAUCAAGGACAGUACAGUGUCAAGAAGGAGAUGUGAAGAAUGAUGCGCAUUCACAAUCAGCAUUAGAUGUUGAAAUGGAGAUACCAGUAAGGAGGAACAGUGGAACAAUCAACCAGGGUCAAAGGUCAAUUAUGAAAAAUUCGCAAUCUAAUGAAAGGACAUGUGCAUCAGGAGGGUGUAUGAAAGCUCAAUCUGGUUCCAACCCACGUCCACCGCUUGGACAGGGAGCAUCUACUUCAAAGGGUGCAGUGGGACAAAGUGAUUCUAAACCUCAGGCUCAUGUUCUUCCGCUUAGAGUUCGACGCUCAUUUAGCGAUGAAACCAUUAAUAAGAAACAAUGUUUAUCACGACCAUCAUCAUCAGCCAACACUGGGGGUGAUCCCAGAUUCCUAGGUGUUGAUAGACAACAACAUACACACACCGCUGGCGGUUCUUUUAACCAAAUUUACCCUGAUCUUCUCCAAGUGUUACCGACGGCUGAUGCUGAGUCGUCUCCAGGGGCUCCCUCCCGCGGACAGCGAACUGAUGAAGGUCAAAGCAACAGUCCCUCGAGUGAUCGCAUUCACACGCAAAGCGAUGUUUUGCCGCGAGAAAGUGUGAAAAGAAGUGUCCGUUUUGACGAGAGAACGCUCGCAGAAGGUGAUGAUAGUCUUGAAUCAGGUGACACUCGCAACAUUGAUUCGUCUCUAUGGAGUGAGGGUGAUCAUGUUGUUACAAUACCAAAUGAGAUUCUUGGUGUUCUCACUUCUAUCAAAUCAUCGGAUGUAUGACAUCCAUGGAAAAUAUUGAUAGUCAUGAUUUUGUUGCCGUCGAGCAAAUGUGUUUUUUUUCUGACAUAUCUUAUCCUCUGAUUUAUUCUAUAAAGUUAUAUAUGGUUUAUCGCAUCGCACCUAUUCUUUUCAUACUCAGUUUUUAAGAAAAAGAGAAGCGGUAAAAACAAGAAAAACAUUGUUCAUAUUGACUGAAAAAGGAUUUUAAGAAUAAGAACAAUUAAAUAGUUAUGAUGCUGAAAGUACGACAGCACACAAACAUCAAAAAUUCUAACGUAUAUUGUAUAAUGCAUUUGUCUUUUCCUAAAUAGAAGUGUAACACAUUAUGAUGAAAAUAAUUGAUGUUUACCAUUCAAAAUCACUUUCCUCACAUGUAUUGAUGCUAAAUGAGGCUCUUUCAUAAUAUAUGUUUAUACUUAAACCACCACAUCAAGAGUAUAUGUCUUUAUUUCACUAUUCAGGUAAUAAGCUAUACCUGCAUUGAUCAUGCUUUGAUUAUAUCGAAUUUUUACUAAGGAUUGUAAAUAAUUUCAAAUCUUUUUGUAAUUUCACUUGACUCUCUUUAUUUCUCUGUUGUUUCUUGUCAUUUGGGUGUUUUCGUAAUAUUAGUCCAUCACAAUCAGCUAUUUUUACCUUUAUUAAUAUUAAUUUCAUACUAAAUUUCAAAGCAAGAUGAUCAAGAUAACAAGAGGGUUUUUUGGUAAAAAGAAAUAGGAUUUAGUGGUAUACCAUUAUUAUUCUGUUUUGCCAGUAUACCCAUUAAUGAUUACUGGAAAUGCUAUGUUGUUAGUGUUAUGACCCCAGAAAAAGCACUUUGUCCUUAUCAUAGAUCCUCUACGUGCUGCUAAAUCUAUGUCGAAGGUCUGGAGAAGAUUUCAACCUCGUAAGUGAGACAAGUGAGAGCUUACCAAAACAGAUAUAUGUAUAAAAAAAAUUAAUGAUUGUGAAAAAAAAGUUUUUUCCUCAUCUCAUCCAUGUUUAUAUUUACCACCAUUAUACAGUGCUAGCUCUGGUGUGACGUUAAAAAUAAUGUUUGACCAGAGUGUAAUCCAUAUUAUAUUGUUUUAACAACCAAUUUUGCUGUGAUGGUUGACUGACUCUCGAAUUACAGACCGAAUUGAUAUGACUUCUUAAUACCUAACAAAUGACUGACUGACUGACUAACCGACUGACUACUGACCAAAAACUGAUCAACUACACCCUAUUACACAUUGAAUGAAUUACAAAUGGACUAACUGAUCCAUUUACAUACCUGGUGACUGACUUACUAAAAUAGAAACUGACUAAUGUACAGAGUACUAACUGACUGGCUUACUUAUAGAAUGUCUACCGAUUCAGGCUACUGCCCCCAUUGACCAAAUAACUUACAGGAUUACUAACUGAUCUAUGUACAGACUAGCUGACGGACUUCAACAGAAUGGCUAGCAAUGUUAAGACUGAAUUAUCGACUGCCUUACGGAAUAACUGACUGAUCUAUGUACAGACUGACUAACUACUAGAAUUGUGACCACUUAAACACCCACUGACUGGCUAUCGUUACGACUGUCGGUUCCAUGUAGGCCUACAGUCGUAUUGAUAUAAACGACCAUUGGACAGACUCAUUAAUUUACCGACGGACAUAGACUUACCGAUCAAAUACAGACUCAUUAAUUUAUAGUACACCCAGUGGUUGUGUGUCCAGACGAUCAAUUUUAGAAAGUCAUUUGGAAAAAAAAUACAAGCGGAGUUUCAUCAAUUUUAAAUACAAAAUGUUAGUAAAUAUUAUAGAGAACAAAGUAGAAGAUGAUUACAACUAUUGAACAGAUAUUUUAGUGUAAUUCAAAGACAAAGGAGAAGGCUUCAAAAAUAUGAAGUGUCCGGACACCCGGCCCCAAUCCUAUGGUUAAUGGUUCUACGUAUACAGAUUCACUGACUGGCCGACUUACCUAAAAUGACUAACAGAUCACUUACAGUCUCACUGAUAGUCUAACAAAAUGGCAAAUGGUUCGAUGGCCACAUUCACCGACUGACUGACUGAUUGACUGACUAAUGUACAAUCGUUAGACUCACUCGCCCGACUAAACUACACAGUGACUGAACGAAUCGCAUUCUUACUGUUGACCUUCAAACAGACCCUUUUCUUUCAGUGACUGACUGAUCGAUUGAAAAAUACUCAUUGACAGACAUACUUACAGAUUAAGUUGUUUAUUAACAGAUUAGCCUAUUGACAGAAUGAGAGACACAAUACAGACUGACUGACUAAAGGAAUGUCUGAUCAAAAGGUGACCAAAAAUCUGAUCGGCUGACUUCUCACAGACCAAGUGACUGAUUACUGACCGACAGACUGACCACUGACUGAUGAGACUGUUAUCACCUACCACACUCAAGGCAUAGGGUACCUAUGGACUACACAAUGAUUUACUUCUAGCUGUCAGACCAGAACCUUUUCCAUUUUUCAUACAUUUUUUUCAUAUUAAAUAAAAAUAAAUAGGUUAAGGCAAAACAGAAUAUUAAAACAAAGUUUGAUAAGUUUUGAAAACGGAACGCAAAUGUAGUCCGAGACCCCCUUUUGCGAUUUUUCUUCCCUUUUAGGCUCCUCGAGAAUAGACCACCGGCAUAUCCCCUCCCCUCUCUCUGUUUUUCUCUGCCCCCCCCCUCUCUCUCUCUCCAUCUCUCUCCCUUUACCUACGGCGUUAUUGGCAUGAAUUGGCUUAAAUUUAUAGUUUCGUCCAAUGACAAGACUUUUGACGAGAUAGAUGCACGAACAUGACUAUCAUAUAUUUUAAUGUGAAAAUACAUUCUUAUUCAUUAUCUUCACUGAAAUUUCAACGCAGAUCAAGUGAAGCAUAUAAUUUCACUCCUCCCAGGGCCCGUUUUAUAAAGGACUUAAAACCGUUGUAACUUGCCAUUGUGGUAAAUACCAUGGUAAGAGGGCUCAUCAGCCAAUCAGAAUGAAGGUUACCGUUGCCAUAAUGGCAAAGUUACAACAGUUGCAAGUCCUUUAUGAAACGGGCCCCAGAUAACCGACUUUCAAAAUUGAACUCUUAAAAUGUUAUUUACAUAGAACUUACAUUCUAAUGACAACUAAUAAUUACGUCUGUUCUGGCAGCCUUACGAUCUGCAUUGAUUUUUAUCAGAAUGGGAAAGAACGAAAUUUGAAAUCCGCGUCAUAAACCCUAUGGCAAUCAUGCCAUGAUCAUACAGGACCAAAUCAAUGACAUUUGCAAACAAUAAACCAAACCCAAAUUUUGUUUACUCAGGGUAAAACGGUUAAACAUGAUCCCCCUCGUCAGACCGGUGGGCCAAGGGUAAGAAAAUUUUAACGAAACUUGACUAAAGACCGCACAUACUAACAAAUAUGACAUCUUAUUAUUUGUUUAUAAAUUUAUAUGAUGGUCCGGGCUGAAAGUAUUUAUAACUUAAUACAUAAGAGUAAAUUUCACUGUGCAAAAUGCCGAAAAUUUCAUCAAAAUCGGAUAACAAAUAAAGCAAUUGAAUUUUAAAGUUUAGCAA
This is a messenger RNA of Lytechinus variegatus (green sea urchin), 6605 nucleotides long. RefSeq names its product metabotropic glutamate receptor 1-like. Gene Ontology annotation, molecular function: adenylate cyclase inhibiting G protein-coupled glutamate receptor activity; G protein-coupled receptor activity involved in regulation of postsynaptic membrane potential. Gene Ontology annotation, biological process: G protein-coupled glutamate receptor signaling pathway; regulation of synaptic transmission, glutamatergic. NCBI's taxonomy places the organism in Eukaryota, Metazoa, Echinodermata, Echinoidea, Temnopleuroida, Toxopneustidae. Bases 18 to 3113 code for a protein of 1031 amino acids. The transcript has 7 exons. The record is from RefSeq and is a predicted model, not a curated record. Gene Ontology annotation, cellular component: postsynaptic density membrane.